This is a messenger RNA of Polyodon spathula (Mississippi paddlefish), 3163 nucleotides long. Its product is annotated as programmed cell death 6-interacting protein-like. Gene Ontology annotation, biological process: mitotic cytokinesis. The record is from RefSeq and is a predicted model, not a curated record. The transcript has 18 exons. NCBI's taxonomy places the organism in Eukaryota, Metazoa, Chordata, Actinopteri, Acipenseriformes, Polyodontidae. Gene Ontology annotation, cellular component: endosome. Gene Ontology annotation, molecular function: protein binding. Bases 89 to 2710 code for a protein of 873 amino acids.
CAGCCAUACCCAGGAAGUACUGAGGUUUGUUGUUCAUCACUGCGAGAUUGCUCUGCCUAGCAUAUCUUCUACUUGUUAGUGAGGCGGAAUGGCGACGUUUAUUUCAGUCCCAUUAAAGAAGUCGUCAGAGGUGGACAUGGUGAAACCUCUGUCUAAAUUCAUCUGCGCUACCUACUCUGCCGGGGAAGAACAGGGGGAGUAUGUCCGAGCCGUGGAAGAACUGAACAAGCUGCGGAAAAGUGCGGUGGGGAGGCCGCUUGACAAGCAUGAAAGCUCGUUGGAGAUUCUCCUGAGGUACUAUGAUCAGCUGUGUGUCAUUGAACCCAAGUUUCCAUUCUCUGAAAAUCAGUUAUGUUUAACAUUUACCUGGAAGGAUGCGUUUGAUAAAGGAUCACUUUUUGGAGGCUCAGUCAAGCUUGCCCUGGCUAGUCUGGGAUAUGAGAAGAGUUGUGUCUUAUUCAAUAUUGGUGCCCUGGCCAGCCAGAUCGCCUCUGAACAAAACCUGGAUAGCGACGAAGGACUGAAGACUGCUGCUAAAUACUAUCAGCUGGCCAGCGGGGCUUUCUCCUACAUUAAAGACACGGUGUUGUCUGCUUUAAACCGAGAGCCCACCAUGGACAUCUCUCCAGACACAGUUGGGACCCUCAGUCAGAUCAUGCUGGCUCAGGCACAGGAGGUGUUUUAUCUGAAAGCCACAUCAGACAAAAUGAAGGAUGCUAUUAUAGCUAGACUUGCUAACCAAGCUGCAGAUUUUUAUGGAGAUGCCUUCAAACAGUGUCAGUACAAGGAGAAUUUACCAAAGUAUUUUUAUUUCCAGGAAGUGCUGCCUGUCCUUGCUGCAAAGCACUGCAUCAUGCAGGCCAAUGCAGAGUACCACCAGUCCAUGCUGGCCAAGCAGCAGAAGAAAUUUGGGGAGGAGAUUGGAAGGUUACAGCAUGCAACAGAGCUGGUCAAAACAGUGGCAUCCCGCUAUGAUGAGUAUGUCAACGUGAAAGAUCUCUCCGAUAAAAUUUCUCGUGCCCUAGCAGCUGCAAAGAAAGACAAUGACUUCAUCUAUCAUGACCGGGUUCCAGAUCUCAAAGACCUGGAGGCCAUUGGCAAAGCUGCCUUGGUAAAGUCCACAGUAAUCAAAGUGCCCAUUAGCCAAAAGUUCACUGACCUGUUUGAGAAGAUGGUCCCUCUGGCAGUGCAGCAGUCCAUGACCGUUUACAACUCAAGAAAGGCCGAAAUAGUAAACAGGCUAAUCGGGCAAAUGAGAGAAGCAACAAACCUGUCUAAUGGAGUCCUAGCCUCUCUGAACUUGCCUGCUGCUCUUGAGGAUCUCUCUGGAGACAGCAUACCCCAGUCUAUCUUGGAAAAGUCCAGAGCCAUUAUCCAGCAGGGAGGCCUGCAGAGCAUCGACCAGCUGAUUAAAGACCUUCCUGAACUUCUGCAGAGAAACCGAGAGAUCCUAGAUGAGUCUCUGCGAAUUCUGGAUGAGGAAGAAGCAACAGAUAACGACCUCAGAAACAAAUUCGGUCAACGCUGGCAAAGAACCGCCUCGAACGACCUUUACAAGCCCUUAAGAACAGAGGGAGGAAAUGUCCGCAAUGUUUUGGACAAAGCUGUCCAGGCAGAUAUAGUGGUAAAACAACGCUACGGCACUCACAGAGAAAUGAUUGCUUUGCUCUGCAAACCUGAGGCAGAGCUCAAUGCUGCGAUUCCUUCAGCCAAUCCUGCAAAAACCCUGCAAGGCAGUGAGGUUGUGUCAGUGCUCAGAGCACUGUUGGCCAACAUUAACAAAGUAAAGAUGGAGAGAGAGAAGCUGGAGAAUGACAUCAAAUCAGCCCAGUUUGACAUGACCAGCAAAUUCCUGACAGCACUGGCGCAAGACGGCGCCAUUAAUGAGGAGGCAAUCUCUGUGACAGAGCUUGAUAACAUCUACGGAGGGUACACCCAGAAAGUGCUGCAGAGCUUGAAAAGCCAAGAAGAGAUUCUGGGAAAUAUCCAGAACUCUCAUCAGGAGUUCUCUACAAUGAGACAAUCGAAUGCAGAUGCUAACCAGAGAGAGGAGAUGCUUAAGAAACUUGCGGCUGCUCAUGAUAGCUAUGUGGAACUCUCCAGCAAUCUGAAAGAAGGCACCAAGUUCUACAAUGAGCUGACUGAAAUCCUUCUGAAAUUCCAAAAUAAGUGCAGCGACAUUGUGUUUGCACGCAAAACGGAACGGGAUGAACUUCUCAAGGAUUUACAGCAGAGCAUUGCUCAACAGCCCAGUGCUCCCUCGUUUCCUGCAGUGCCUGCGUACCAGUCCACCCCCAGCAGUACUGCAACACCAGCCACUGCUACUUCGAGUGUUCCCACACCUGCACCAAGGACUGUGUUUCAAAGCAAACCCCAGCCACCAGCACGCCCGCCUCCCCCUGCAAUUCAAGCCCAAGCAGCCAACACCAGCACUCCCCCAGCUGGUGGGGCAGGUCCUAUUCCCCCUGCUACAGAGCCAGUGUCGACUCCUGGAGCAACUCAACCCCCCGCACAGGGGCCUCCCUACCCAACAUACCAAGGAUACCCUGGGUGUUAUCAAAUGCCUGUGGCCUACAACCCAUAUGCUUAUGGCCACUACAACAUGCCAUAUCUGUACCAGGCUCCAGGACAAGCACCUUAUCCCAAUGUCCAGCAGCCCCAGCAACCCGGAUACCCAUACCCACAGCAGCCUUAUUAUCCCCAGCAGUAGACUGUUCCUAAUAUCAGUGGCUGCUGGUUAGGUUUAGGGAAUUCGUCUAUUACUAUUAUAUUGGCUCCUUCCGAUAAUGCAAAUGUAUAAUUUCGCUCUGCAGUAAAAUGCUUAAGUUUUUACUCCUGUUCUGCUGAUGGCACUACUGUUUCACUGGCAUAUAAACACUAAUAUGGAAUAAAGUUUGGUGACAUGGUUGAUAAGAGGCUUUCCAUUUUAAAAUCCAUUGUAGGAGAGUCUGAGACAGAAUCUCUCAAAAGGGUCCAGCUACUUGUGCAAAGACCUAGAUAGUGUAACCCGAUAAUGUUUCAUGCAAGACAUCCAUAUAAUUGGUUUUAAAAUGGAUAUAUCUAUUGCAAUAAAAUGCUAAACUAUUUUUUUUUGUUCUAUGUAGACAUUUUCUAAGAAUUAUUUUGGUGAUGGGAUUUAAAACAUAAAAAACUGCAAUACAUA